Molecule: messenger RNA, 2529 nt
Organism: Rasamsonia emersonii CBS 393.64
Lineage: Eukaryota; Fungi; Ascomycota; Eurotiomycetes; Eurotiales; Trichocomaceae
Product: Lon protease-like protein
Exons: 3
Biological process (GO): protein quality control for misfolded or incompletely synthesized proteins; protein processing; protein targeting to peroxisome
Cellular component (GO): peroxisomal matrix
Molecular function (GO): ATP binding; ATP-dependent peptidase activity; serine-type endopeptidase activity
Source: RefSeq, a predicted model, not a curated record
AGCUCGGACGAUUCACAAGAUGAGGAGUAUGAAGCGAUCGACGCCGGCCAGGCACGCAAGGAAGACCUGUUCAGAUUUGGCACUGCCGCCAAGCUCAUAGGCGUCCAACGCCGUGCUUAUGCUGAACCAUGCUUGUUUGUUGAAGGAGUGCGGCGGUUUACAAUUGGGAAAGUUCUGAAAGAAAGGCCUUUCUUUGAAGCCGAGGUUGUUCUACAUGACGAGCCUGUUCCCUCCGCGAAGGACUCCGAGGUUACAGAUCUUUUCCAGCACCUUAAACAACUAUCUCGAGAACUCUUGGCUCUUCUGAGACUUGCGUCUCUUAUACCCUCCGCGUCGCCGAGUCUCUCUCCGACGGUUGCACGCAGAUUCGAGCUGUUUAUCUCCCGUAAGGACCUGUCUCAGGCCGGAGUACUUGCGGACUUCAUGGCGGAUGUUGUUGAGUCGAGUUUUGAGGAGAAAUUGCGCGUUCUUGCGUCCGUCAAUAUCAAAGACAGGUUGGAGCGGGUCAUUGAACUGCUGAACAGGCAGGUUCAAACCAUCAAGAACAAUGUCAAGAUCACAUCGAUCACAACCACAAGUUUCCCGCCAAACUCUGCGCUUGAUAUCAGUCAAAUCGAUCCACGACUGACUAGAAGGGCGAUGACUGGUGUCAAUGGUUUUGGGCCAGGAAACGGAAGAGGCGACGACUCGGAUGAAAAGGAGCCGAAUGAAAUUGAUGAACUUCAGCAGAGACUUGAGGAAGCGCAGCUGAGCCCAGAAGCACGAAAAGUUGCCGACAGAGAGCUCAAGCGUUUGCGCAAGAUGAACCCUGUCAACGCCGAGUAUGGAGUUUGCCGGACUUAUCUCGAAAAUCUAGCGGAAAUUCCAUGGAACAAAGUAACCGAGGACCAAUUCGGAGCCGACACUCUCCAACGUGCGAGGAAGCAACUUGAUGAUGAUCACUACGGAUUGGAGAAAAUCAAGAAGCGUCUGCUCGAAUACCUGGCUGUGUUAAAGCUGAAACAUUCAGUCAAUGAAGAUCUGGAACGCCAAAUCUCACAGAUCUCGGAAACUCUCAAUACUUCGGCCAAGGAUGGGAAGGAAGGAACUUCUGGGUCAGAUGCUGAAAGAGAAAGUUUGGAAACAAAAUUACAACUGUUGAAGUCGAAACGUAUGAUCGACAAGUCACCGAUUCUGCUCCUAGUAGGCCCUCCUGGCACGGGUAAGACGAGCCUGGCGAAAUCAGUGGCCGCUUCCCUGGGGCGCAAAUUCCAUCGAAUCUCUCUCGGUGGUGUGAGAGAUGAAGCUGAAAUCAGAGGCCAUCGGAGGACAUACGUUGCAGCUAUGCCUGGCUUGAUCGUCAACGGCCUGAAGAAAGUUGGCGUCUCGAAUCCGGUAUUCUUGCUGGACGAGAUUGACAAGAUUGGAGGCGCCAACUUCCACGGUGAUCCAUCGGCAGCUAUGCUGGAGGUGUUGGACCCCGAACAGAACCACAGCUUCACUGACCACUACGUCAAUAUCCCUAUUGAUUUGAGCAAAGUUCUCUUCAUCGCCACUGCCAACUCGUUGGAUACUAUUCCGCCACCGCUGUUGGACCGCAUGGAGACGAUCACGUUGUCCGGCUACACCACUGUGGAGAAGAAGCACAUUGCCAAACAACAUCUGAUUCCGAAGCAGAUCAGGACGAACGGUCUUUCGGAGGGUCAAGUUCUCCUUUCCGAUGAGGUAAUCGAGAAGAUCAUCACGGCCUAUACUCGGGAAUCGGGUGUCCGCAAUCUGGAGCGCGAGAUCGGCUCUGUUUGCCGUUACAAGGCCGUCCAGUAUGCGGAUGCAAAGGACGCCAACAAACUAGAUACAUAUAACCCCAAGGUGUCUGUAGAAGACCUGGAGGAGAUUCUUGGCGUCGAACGGUUUGACGAGGAGAUCGCCGAGAAGCACUCCAGACCGGGAGUCGUCACUGGACUUGUGGCGUAUUCGACUGGUGGGCAGGGCAGUAUCUUGUUCAUCGAAGUGGCAGAUAUGCCCGGUAAUGGCCGUGUGCAGCUGACUGGAAAGCUGGGCGACGUUCUUAAGGAGUCCGUGGAAGUUGCACUGACCUGGGUGAAGGCCCACUCGUUUGAACUGGGGUUGAGUCACGACCCCAAUGAGGACAUCAUGAAGAACCGCAGUCUUCACGUCCACUGCCCAUCCGGAGCUAUUCCCAAGGACGGACCGUCCGCCGGUCUUGCCCACACAAUCGCUCUGAUUUCGCUCUUCUCUGGCAAACCCGUGCCUCCCCAAAUUGCGAUGACCGGAGAAGUAUCUCUAAGAGGCCGAGUGAUGCCUGUGGGCGGUAUCAAGGAGAAACUCAUUGGCGCAUUGCGUGCUGGGGUGAAGACGGUGCUCCUUCCGUAUGCUAACCGCAAGGACGUCAAGGAUGUGCCUCAGGAGGUCAAGGAUGGCCUCGAGAUCAUCUACGUGAAGCAUAUCUGGGAAGCGAUUACCCAUGUUUGGCCCCAGGCUCACUGGCCAGGCCAUCAACAAUUGAGCAUGUUUGAAAGCAGACUGUGA